Vespa velutina is the source of this 2685-nucleotide messenger RNA. RefSeq names its product neprilysin-4-like. Gene Ontology annotation, molecular function: metalloendopeptidase activity. The coding region runs from base 190 to 2469 and encodes 759 amino acids. NCBI's taxonomy places the organism in Eukaryota, Metazoa, Arthropoda, Insecta, Hymenoptera, Vespidae. The record is from RefSeq and is a predicted model, not a curated record. The transcript has 17 exons. Gene Ontology annotation, cellular component: plasma membrane. Gene Ontology annotation, biological process: protein processing.
GGAUGAUUAGACUCGCUUCUUCUCGAGCCGAAACUUCAGUUUGGUUUAUCGCCUGUCCCGCAGCGUACAUUCUUCGAAGCGACGAGCGAUCUCGUAGGCGGUAAAAAGCAAACAGUUACGAAGCGAUAGCGACGAAACCGCGAAGUUGACGACGACGACGACGGGGAUAAGGUUGAAGAGGAACGAAAGAUGAGAUACAAGGUGAAUGACCCUGAAAACAGUGGAAGGGGAGUGGACGAUGGCAAUAAUAAAAAUUCAGAACUCCCAUGGCAAUGUAAUCACGGAGACGAAAAAUCGAACAGAAAGGAAACAAGGCUCGUGAUAAUCGUUGUCUUAUUAACGAUAACUGUGAUUACUCUUGUUGUUACCUUAACUUUGCAAAUGAUUGUAUUUUAUAAGGAAGAAUACAAAGAAAUGUGUCAGAGCGAAGAAUGCAUAAAAACAGCCGCGAGAGUAUUAGAGGCAAUGAAUAAAUCCGUAGAUCCUUGCGACGAUUUUUAUAGAUUCGCUUGCGAUGGCUGGGUCGCAAAGCAUCCGAUACCUCAGAGUCAAGUAUCCUGGGAUCAAUUGAGUCUCCUCAGAGAAUAUCUCCUCCAAGAUUUAAGAAUUUUAUUAGAAAUGUCUGACAAAGAGGAUGAUCUAAGACCUGUUAAGUUAGCAAGGGCUCUUUACAGAACUUGCAUGGAUACGGCGAGCAUCGAAACGUUGGGAUUACAACCGAUAUUCGAAGUAUUCAAAAAGAUAGGAUUACCGACGGAUCCACCUUUACAAGUCAAAGUUCCUCCUCUUGAUUUAUCUCGAAUCGCUGGUAUAACCCGAAGAAUAUUAGGCUUGAAUCUUUUGGUUAAUUUGUAUAUUAGCGAGGAUAUAAGAGACACGACGAGAAACAGAAUAAUGACGGAGCAAGUAUCUCCAGCUUUUAGCGAACGAUAUCUCCUCGAUCCUCAACGUUUUCAGUCAGAAUUAGGCGAAUAUAAAAAAUAUAUAAAAGCUAUGAUGGAAUUUGCUGGGGCUGGAAAUAGAAGUACAAGUUUUGCGGAUGAAAUUUUAGAAUUUAGUACGAAAAUUGCAAAGAUCAUGGAUACACCAGAGGAAAGACGUAGCGUACAUCACUUCUUUCAUGAUGUUACCAUUGAUGAGUUACAACAACUGACUGAUCUACGUGUACAACAAUGGAACUGGACGAGAUAUCUGGAUGGUAUAUUUGAAAAUACAAACGUGACCAUAAAUACAGAGAGUGAAAGAAUUAUUGUAAUGGAUCUACACUAUUUACAGAAAUUGCCCCAACUACUUGCUAUUACGCCGCCUGCUACGAUAGCACGUUUUAUCUGGUGGAGCGUAUAUUCAGCGAUUACGCCGCUUACACUGCAAAAGUUUCGUGAUCUUGGCUUUCAAUUUUCUCAAAAAGUUUUUGGUCUUAAAGAAAAAACGCCAAGAUGGAAAGGUUGUACAGGAAAUGUUAAUGCUAACUUUGGCAUGGCUCUAAGUUACGUCUACGCUCAAAAACAUUUCAAUGAACAGGAAAGGGAAAAGGCUUUAGAAAUGUUAAUGGACAUUAGGGCAGCAUUUGAUACAAUGGUUAAAGAGUUAGAUUGGAUGGAUGCAGAUACUAGACUACGCGCGCAUAGAAAAUUAUACGCAAUGAGACCAUUUGUCGGCUUUCCAGAGUGGAUUACUAAUCCAGAGAAAUUAAAUAAAUUUUAUGAAGGUGCAGAAGUAAUAGAAGGAAAAUUGUUUGAAACUUUUCUAAAACUGACGGAUGUAGGCGUUAAGAAAAAUUUAAAUAAUUUGCGAGAAAAACCGGAUAAAAAUCGAUGGAUAUCCACUGGAACUACUGUUAAUGCAUUUUACAGCGCUAUUUUAAAUUCAGUCACUUUUCCAGCGGGUAUUUUACAUCCACCAUUCUAUGGAAAUGGAAUAGAAUCAAUCAACUAUGGUGCAAUGGGUGCGAUUAUGGGUCAUGAACUUACUCAUGGGUUUGAUGAUCAAGGUCGCAGAUACGAUGAAAACGGCAAUCUCAGGCAAUGGUGGAGCGACGAAACAUUGCAACAUUACCAUGAGAAAGUCGAAUGUAUCAUCAAACAGUACAGUAGUUAUCAUCUUCCUGAGCUGGGUAACAAUUUUACAGUAAAUGGCAUUACAACUCAGGGUGAAAAUAUUGCUGAUAAUGGUGGAAUACGAGAGGCUUAUAGAGCCUAUCAAAGAUUGCAAGCUCGUAAUUCGCAUCAGCGAGCUUUACCUGGCCUUUCAGAAUAUACUCACGAACAAUUGUUCUUUUUAGGCUUUGCACAAGUUUGGUGUGGAAAUUAUACAAAUGGAGCAUUAAAAUCUAAACUUAUAGAAGGUGUCCAUGCACCAAAUCAUUAUAGAGUAAUUGGAACAUUGUCGAAUAACGCAGAAUUUGCAAAAGCUUGGAAAUGUUCAACUAAUAGUCGUAUGAAUCCAGAACAUAAAUGUAUCUUGUGGUAAAUAUUUGCUAUUUGACUCAAUCCAAAAUAUAUUUGUACAAUUGUGACAGAAUGUAUGAAAAAAACAUAAAACUGUCAUAUUUAAUUUAAGAUUUAUAUUUAUAUAGACUGAUAGGAGCUAGUGAAUAAUUUAUUAUUACUCUUACAUUUUAUGUAUUCUGAACCUCAUUUUACCAACUGUAAAUAUCAUUCAAAAAAUAACGACUUUUUCAAGUUA